UUCGUUUUCAGUCUCACUAGCAGUACUAGAAGACUGAAUGACUGAUAGAGUCUUAAAAUCAAAUUCCUCAAAAUCCGUUUCCGGGAAUUUCACAGCAGAAGAAAGAAAAAAUGGCGAUGAAAUCGUUCGUUGAAGUCGACGCAGAUUCACAUUUUCCACUAGAAAACCUUCCUUUUGGUGUCUUUAAACCUAGUGGAGAAGAGCUUCCUCGUCCAGGUGUUGCAAUCGGUAAUUUCGUUUUGGAUCUUUCAGUCAUCACUUCUGCUGGUCUUUUUAAUGGCCAGAAUCUUAAUAACUCCAAUUGUUUUCUUCAGCCUUCUCUUAACAAAUUCCUUGCAAUGGGACGACCUGCAUGGAAGGAGGCUCGCUCCACUAUUCAGAAAUUACUUUCUGCUGAUGAGCCAACAUUACGGGACAAUGAGAGUUUGAGAGAGAAAGCACUUUUGCCAAUGAACAAGGUACAAAUGCUUCUCCCAACUGUAAUAGGGGAUUAUACAGAUUUCUUUUCCUCCUUGCAUCAUGCAAAGAAUUGUGGAACCAUAUUUCGUGGACCAGAAAACCCUAUUGUGCCACAGUGGUUUCACUUGCCUAUCGCGUAUCAUGGACGAGCAUCAUCAAUUGUUGUAUCUGGAACAGAUAUUAUUAGACCCAAAGGUCAAGGUCAUCCAGCACCUAACUCUCCACCAUAUUUUGGACCUUCAAGGAAGUUGGAUUUUGAGCUAGAAAUGGCUGCUGUAGUAGGUCCAGGAAACAAGUUAGGAGAGUCUGUGGAUGUCAAUGAUGCAGCUGAUCACAUUUUUGGUCUUGUACUGAUGAAUGACUGGAGUGCUAGGGAUAUCCAAGCAUGGGAAUAUGUGCCUCUUGGACCUUUCUUAGGGAAGAGCUUUGGUACAACAAUUUCCCCUUGGAUUGUGACACUUGAUGCUUUGGAACCUUUCGCUUGCGAUGCUCCUAAGCAGGAGCCUCGUCCCUUGCCGUAUCUGUCUGAGAAGACAUCCAAAAAUUAUGAUAUUUCAUUAGAGGUCCGGAUCAAACCGGAUGGACACAAAGAUUCAUCAGUUGUCACGAAGAGCAACUUCAAUCACCUAUAUUGGACAUUGACGCAACAGCUUGCACAUCACACAAUCAAUGGCUGCAACUUAAGACCUGGUGAUCUUCUCGGAACUGGAACUAUUAGCGGACCAGAGCCAGAAUCUUAUGGGUGCUUACUAGAGUUAUCUUGGAACGGACAAAAACCACUCUCUUUAAAUGGUACAACUCGUAAAUUUUUGGAAGAUGGAGAUGAAGUCGCUAUUACUGGAUUUUGCAAGGGUAAUGGGUUCAAAGUAGGUUUUGGAACGUGCUCUGGGAAAGUCGUACCAGCUCUAGUUUAAGGAAAUCUGUUGCUUCUUUAUUUUCCUUAAACUGCUGAAUAAGAUUACCUUGUUGUGAUUGUUUUGACGAUGUAAAUCAAAAUUUAGUCUGUCCCAUCUGCGCCAUAAUCUAGUUUCAAUAUUUUGACUGCCUGGACAAAGGUCAUUGUUGUGGUAAAUUAUUGUUCAUGUUCA
Molecule: messenger RNA, 1547 nt
Organism: Papaver somniferum (opium poppy)
Lineage: Eukaryota; Viridiplantae; Streptophyta; Magnoliopsida; Ranunculales; Papaveraceae
Product: fumarylacetoacetase-like
Exons: 14
Coding region: 111-1373 (420 amino acids)
Biological process (GO): L-phenylalanine catabolic process; homogentisate catabolic process; L-tyrosine catabolic process
Molecular function (GO): fumarylacetoacetase activity
Source: RefSeq, a predicted model, not a curated record